Molecule: messenger RNA, 189 nt
Organism: Sphenostylis stenocarpa
Lineage: Eukaryota; Viridiplantae; Streptophyta; Magnoliopsida; Fabales; Fabaceae
Source: the annotation of a GenBank genome assembly
AUGUCCGACCAGUUCCUUGUCUCAAAAUCCUUCCAUGUCCACCACAUGUAUCAGCAUUAUGACAUGAUGGGUUUUCCAAAAGCAUUCUAUAAAGGAGUGAUCUUAAGAAAGAUGUCCAAAAUAAACAAAUUACAUGCACUCCCCUCCCCACACCCUCACCCCAGUUCCAUAUUUCCCUCAUCCAAGUAG